This is a messenger RNA of Hyalella azteca, 1874 nucleotides long. RefSeq names its product CDAN1-interacting nuclease 1-like. The coding region runs from base 1009 to 1812 and encodes 267 amino acids. The record is from RefSeq and is a predicted model, not a curated record. The transcript is spliced from 7 exons. NCBI's taxonomy places the organism in Eukaryota, Metazoa, Arthropoda, Malacostraca, Amphipoda, Hyalellidae.
ACGGUACCUAUUUAAAAAAAUUCCUGUGCUGUUCUAUUGAAGGUCUUUCCUAUUGAUAUUUCAGUAUAAUUGACAUGUUGCACUACGCGCUAGUAAUCUGACUUUCAAAAUAACUAAUUUUUAAUAUGUACCCUGACGCUCUAUUUAAUGUGGAUGCAGAUUUAAUCCGUGGAUUGCGUUUAUAGACCUGAUUUUAAUAGACAACUCAAUUGAUAUAUAAUAUAUUGCUAUAGCCAUGAAGGCUCAGGACUACGAUCAAAUUGUGGAGGCUUUCAAUUGCUACGCAGGAGCAGACGCAACGCAGCACCUCAUUGACUCCUUCCCGCAGUUUGAGCCCGCCGUACUGAGCAGCAUAGUAGCACAGGAGGUGCAGAAGUACGUCAAAUCAAACUACAAGAAGUUCGUCAAUUCUCACAAGUCGGCGUCUUACUUCAAAAAAUACACGAAAGCUGUAGAGCGCGGUGAAGGCCCGGGUAUUCUACUGCAUAUGGCCACGAAAAGCAUUUUCCCCCGGCUCUGCUGGCCAAGAUUGUGCUCGAGCGCUGGCUCCUCAGCCGCGACGAACUGAAUGUUGCUGCCGGCGACGCUGUCCUCCCGCCUCGCAACCAAGCCUCUCCACCCGCUUCGUCUGUCCUCCAAGCCUCUCCUGGAAUACCAUCUCCUCCUAGCGGCAGCGCCGAAGUUGCCUCUUCAGAUUCUGUGGCCAAAGAAGAAAAUGGAUGUAGCCAGCAAGACUCCUUGUCGAACUUCAGUAGCAGCCCCGUCAAUAUUCCUGACACAUCAGCGAAGUUAGAUAGUAGGAGACAUUCACUGAACAAUCUGAGCAGUCCGGGAAUUGAUCUAUCAGCCGUUUUUACCAAACCGGAAAAAGGUGUAUAUUUAUUUGAUGGGACAGAUAAAAUUUGUAACAUCGAUAUUACUGUUCCGUCUUCAAAUUGUGAAUCCAUCCACACAGACAAUAAACUGUCAGUGAACGAGUCACUGACGUUAAGUCCCAGUAACGAGGUGAUGGGCACCCCUGACGUUCAGUUAAUGUUAGGGCACACUUCUGACACCGCAGAGAAGCAAGCUGGUCCCAGCAUCGGAAGCGUCGCACCUUCAGAGGCAGGAGACAUGCGUGAAAUGCAGUUCACUAACGACCUCACCGUACCGCUCUCUCGGAAUUCCAGUUUAGCGAAGGACUCGAGGGAAGCUCAAGCAAAUAAUUCAGUGAUGAAGACAACUACACGAACCUGCGCAGCGUCAGGCAAGAGCGGCGCGGGCCUUCCUCUCAGCGAAAAGAAGAAAAACACCAGCAGCAAGAGUCUCAUCAACAAGAUGCUGCGAGACACCUCCCUCAUUCCUGACAAGAUCCUCAGCUUUGAAGUGCAUUUAAGUGUCGUGACACUGAGUGAUGUGUUGGUAUACACGGCACACAGUUCCAUCGGGCACGAGUACGAGGAGCUGCUGAAGCGCAAGCUGCGGGAGCGCGGCGUGGGCUACCAGACGGAGGAGGAGCUACGCGCGCUGGGCUGCGACAAGACGCCCGACACACGCCUCGACGUUCCCAUCGGUGUGGGAGGCCGAGUGGUGAACUGGAUCGAGAGUAAAGCCUCGUUUGGUGACCGUGAGAACCAUAGAUCGUAUCUCAACGACCAGCUCUGGAGCUACUGGAACAGGUUCGGUCCUGGUCUCGUCAUUUACUGGUUUGGUUACAUCGACGAACUCAAUUACUUGGAGGACAAAGGUAUCCUCGUCAGGGAUUGCUUCCCUGACGACAUCGUCACUAUGGACCCGCUGGCCGUCAAGACCUCAGGACUAAAGCAUCUCUAAACUGGCUGUCAGUCUACUUUAUUACGAGCAAUUUUUUGAUGAAUAAAUACUUAACAAUUUUC